AUGUGGGCAAAACUUAAAGCUUCUUCAAAGUUGCAAAAGGUAUGUAGGAAAGAAGUGAUAAGACAAGUUCGAAAAAGCUUCAAUCUGAACGAGGAGUACCUGAGUGUAUUUAGAACCAAAUCAUAUGCAGACUUCUACAAUAACGCUCAAUUGCUUGUAAACGAGCCAUCAUCUUCUUUUAGUUACAACCAUGAUCACAAAUUCUCAGAAGUCCUCCUAGAACCUGGUCAAGAAGCCAUACCUGGUAUUCUUGAAUUCGUGAUUCUUUCGAAGGUGCCUGAAUUGAAAGGACUUAUGCUCAACUACUUUGACAUUAGUGCUGAGGCCUCAAAAAUAUGUAGCCACCUCUUAAAGCAUCAAACUUAUCCAAUCCAACUACCACACGUCGUUCAACAAGCACUUGAUAAAUUUGAGGACUAUUCCCCGAACAAAAUCAAAUCGAUUGUUUCUGAGCUAAACUUAGGAAUUUUAUUUGGUGCUAAGAUUCUUCCUAAAGGUUUAAAGUGGAGGGUUGGCAAUGGUGAUGACAUCUUGUUUUGGAAGGAUAACUGGUUGGGUUGUGGCUUGCUUGAGGAUUUUUCGGCUAUUCCCCUUUCUGAAGACAUGUUGUUGUGGACAGUGCGAGAUUUUAUGUCUGACCAUGGAUGGAAUCUUGAUGCCCUUGAGCAGGUCUUACCUAAUGAAAUUGUGCUAUCCAUACUGGAUUUGAAUGUUAUGCCUUGGCCUUGGGACUUCAUUUGGAUGUUGUGCUUGCCCCCGAAGUUAAAAACCUUUGUUUGGCUAAUUGGGCAUGGCAAAAUCCUUACUAAUGUUCAAAGGGAGAAGAGAUUGAUGACAACUGAUCCUAACUGCCACAAAUGCCUUUCCCUUCCUAAGACUAUGGGUCACGUUUUCAGAGGAUGUAGAUUUGCUCCUAAGGUAUGGAAUUACAUAAAGGUUCCUUUUGAUGUUCUUCACUCUUUCUCCUUAGACUUUACUUAUUGGCUAAGAAUUAACCUCAAGAGCAAGAUUACGUUCUCCGGCAACCUUCCUUGGACACUUGUUUUUACUGCCUCUAUUUGGCAUUGUUGGAAAUGGAGAUCCUACUACAGAGGUCAUCCAAGUCAUUGGAGUCUUCCUACUCUUGGCAACUUCAAAUUGAAUGUGGAUGGCAGCUGUAAAACGAAUUCUUGGAAGAUCUGUGCUGGUGGUUUGCUAAGGGACUCUAAUGGAGCAUGGAUCUGUGGGUUCUCUGCCAAUAUUGGGAUUGGAAAUAUUAAUGAGGCUGAACUAUGGAGUCUCUUUAGAGGCUUGUCACAUCCUCUUUUUUAUUUGAUUGAAGACUGCAAGUUGUUACUUAACCGUGAUUGGAGAUGCAAUGUCUCUCAUAUCUACAAGGAGCAAAACAGAGCAGCUAAUCACCUUGCUAACUUAGGGUAUGAGUUACCCUUGGGGCUUCAUAACUACGAGUCUGCUCUUGUCUUCCUUUCAAGCUUGUUGCUGGAUGAUGAUCUAGGAAGAGCCCAAAUAGGGACUGUGGACGUCGAUUGUGAGCAUGCCACGUAUCCUAGGGAAGGGUGUUGCCCUAAUUGA
This is a messenger RNA of Prunus armeniaca (apricot), 1572 nucleotides long. Lineage: Eukaryota; Viridiplantae; Streptophyta; Magnoliopsida; Rosales; Rosaceae. The record is from the annotation of a GenBank genome assembly.